This is a messenger RNA of Anguilla anguilla (European eel), 4734 nucleotides long. It is a transcript of the gene tal1, whose product is annotated as T-cell acute lymphocytic leukemia 1. The coding region runs from base 2475 to 3518 and encodes 347 amino acids. NCBI's taxonomy places the organism in Eukaryota, Metazoa, Chordata, Actinopteri, Anguilliformes, Anguillidae. The transcript is spliced from 4 exons. The record is from RefSeq and is a predicted model, not a curated record. Gene Ontology annotation, biological process: regulation of transcription by RNA polymerase II. Gene Ontology annotation, molecular function: RNA polymerase II cis-regulatory region sequence-specific DNA binding; protein dimerization activity; DNA-binding transcription factor activity, RNA polymerase II-specific.
UAUAUAGACCUCACUUCCAGCUCCACACAGCACUUCAGUGAAUCUAAAACCCCAGACAUGGAUGACCCUCGACAAAAUGGCUCCACACAUACACUAAUAUCAACAACACUUCGGUAACGACAAAGGACUGAUCUCAAAUAUAUGUGUCUGUGUUUGGAGAAUAUUUACGCAUUCCCAUGAACCAUUAUACAUAACUUAUGUAAUGGUAAUCAUACCUUAGAUAGGUUAAUGUCCUCUAUAUCAUUGAUGAAGGUGGUUCUAUAGUUAUGUCGAUCCUCUCAACGAAAAGUUAAAAUCUAUACUGGGGAAAACCGAGGGUUUUAUAGUUAAAAUCAUUUAAAAGCCUGCAUUGGCGUAGCUUAAUUAUUUCACAACCGAUUGCACAACUCACCUCGAUUAUAAAAAUGUGCACAUUCAAUUAAUAAUAGUACUCAUACUAAUACUACAACCACCAUCACCAUCACCACCACCACCACUGCUUCUACUACUACUACUACUGUUACUACUACUACUACUACUAAUAAUAAUAAUAAUACCAAUACAUGUAUUUAUUUGUUGGAAAGCAAUACAACCUAAAUUUAUUUCGAGAUCAAAUUAUAUUCACGAUUACAGCUAUAGCAGCGGUUUGUUGGAGAACAGGAUUUCCCAAACAUUUUCUCUUGAUUUGACGGCAUCAUCAACGCUCAUAUUUACUGUAAAAGCGUGUAGUACGUGGGAGAAUAUAGGCUACUUAGUGGAUAUUUCAAUAUGUUUCAUCAUAAUUUCGCUAGUCAUAUUGCAGAAAACGCAUAAAUUAAUAACAUUAGUUCAACAUUUGAAUGGAGCACAUGACAGAAUGAAAUUAUAAUGAGGUCCAUCAAAACAAAGAUCAUCUUGAUUUUGGUCGUGUUUAAUUUUAACGCAAGUUAGCCUUUUAAACGAUGUUGUGGACACAAACGCUAGUCUUUCGAACGCAGUGCAAUAGUGUUAGUAGUCUUGUUUAAUUAAUCAUGACAGUGUAUAUAAUAAAUAUGUGAGAAACAAGAAUACUUAAUUAAUCACCGGCAAUUACAGAAUGGUGUCAUCUGCUCAUAUUAAAUGCUGAAGAUAUUUUCAAGUAUAGUUAAAUACAUUCGACUUGUGCAAAUACCGUUUGUUAAGGCAUUGGUUGUUGUUCAGUGAAAAUGUGUAUUUUCAUUACGAGUAAAACUGAGGACACGAAAUAAAUAACAGUUAGACGCUGUUGGUAGGCCUACUGGAACCUGCCCGACGACAGACGACAUUCACAGUUUAACAUAAAAUAGGCACCCUAAUAGAUACAAAAAUGAGCGUAUUUCAAAUAUCCAAAAACACGAAACGAGAGCUAAGCCUAUCACAAUGCCACUUAAACGGUAUGCUGAUUAUUGGGCAGAUGCAAGAAUGUAUGGAACUGAUAAAGUCCCCACUCCCCUUUCGAAGCACUGUCAUGCAUUUAUCAGUAGCAACAUUUAAAGUCUUGUCAGGAAAUUAUGUAGGUCAAGUUCAAGUUUUUUUUUUUUUAAACUCACUCCAACAUAGAAUUAAAGAGGAUUCCACAAGACCCACCACUGGCCUACUCUUAGAACGGGGCUUCUUUACAAACGAACAAACAAUAUAUUUUUGAAUGUUUUUCUUGCUCAUAGAGGGAGCAGACAGCAGAGCAUUGUCGUAGUUGGAGAUAAGACUGUAGCUAUCUUAGUUCUUUAUUUGGCAUAUAACAGGCCUCUCAAUUACAUAAAAAUUAAUGUAAAUUGUCUAAUUCCAAGAAUAAUGCUAACUUUUAUAAAGUUUCUGUAAUCAGUCUGAAUAGAACGCAAAAGUAGCUGUAGUACAUUCAAUAAUACAUGGAAGUUACUAAAUAAUUCGUGGAUCUAAUUAACCCUUUAGGUCAGAAAUUCUUGAUUAGACUGCUCUCAACUGAACAUUAUAAUGCUGAUGUAACAAUCACUACUUGUGACUGAAAUCAACUGAGUUCUAGAAUACUGACUUAGAAUUUUUUUAAAAAUAUUUCAAAACAAUCUACUCUUAAAAUGGUUAAUGUUGAUAUAGGCUGCAGUCCCCAUCAUGCUGCUGUAGCCUAUACAUUUACUGUGUAGUUGCAUUUGCUCAAACAUUGUGCAAAUACAACUACGCGGUAUGCGUCGGGCUCUGCAGGAUUGAACUAGACUUUGUUGUACUAUGAUGAGGCAGGUCACGAUGUGUGCGCACAUGAUAUUGUAGACUACAGUCAGUGACUUUAGGGUCAAUCUAACAGGUGAUGCACAGCAAUUGAGCUCGUUUUAUUAAUUAUUUUAAAAUAAGAGUUUAACGUUGGGAAUUGUAAACACACGUAUUCUCUUUUUCCCAGGUGACAUCGGGGAUAGUGUAGCCUACUGUGGAGUGUUAGGGUCUAAGGGCGAGGAUUGUGUUUUACGCAUUCGUACGUUUCCUAAGCUAUACAUAUAUUGUAUAUUUUGCGGAAUACAAUUUGAUAAACCAUGAAAAUGAUGGAAAAACUGAAACCCGAGUUCGACGAGAACAGUCCUGGGGGAGAGGCGUGUGGGUCACCACGGCACGGCACGACUUCUACAAGUCUCGUGGUGGAAGGGGGUGAUGUGUGCGAGAAACAGGAAGGCACGACAGCGGUGGACUCUGCAGAGAGUCAGCGGAGAAGCGAGACUGUCCCAGGGGACCACUGCAAAGGGACUGUCAUCAUUAAUGGCGUUACCAAGGAAACGGCUUACAACACCAACGAGCUGAAAAAGGAAGUGCCAGUGAUCGAGCUGGCCAGGAGAGGAGGGACCGUGGAUAUAAAAACCAGGGAGCAUAAGGCAGACAGCAGCCACAAGGUGCAGACCACCGAACUGUGCAGACCUCCUAUUCCCCUGCCGCUGCCUCCCCGGGACCCGCUGAGCGAAACUCGAAUGGUGCAAUUGAGUCCUCCCGCUUUCCCUCUCCCGGCCCGAGCGAUGCUGUACAGUAACAUGGCGCAACCGCUCGGCACCCUGAACAGUGGCUUUGGCGGUGAUCCGGACCAAUACGGCAUGUACCCCAGCAAUCGGGUGAAACGUCGACCGGCGCCUUAUGAGGUUGAAAUCAACGAUGGUUCUCAGCCCAAGGUCGUGCGCAGGAUUUUCACCAACAGCCGGGAGCGCUGGCGCCAGCAGAACGUGAACGGCGCCUUCGCCGAGCUCCGCAAGCUGAUCCCCACCCACCCGCCCGACAAGAAGCUGAGCAAGAACGAGAUCCUGCGCCUGGCCAUGAAGUACAUCAACUUCCUGGCCAAGCUGCUGGACGACCAGGACGACGUGGUGGGCGGCGAGCCGGGCUCCCGGGCGCGGGAGGGGCGCGAGGCCGCGCUCGUCCGGGAGGACCUCCUCCAGGGGAUGCUGUCGCCCAACUCCAGCUGCGGCAGCCUCCUGGACGGGGACGGCAGCCCCGAGAGCUCCGCGGAGGAGCAGGACUCCUCCGUGGAGUCGCGCCCGGGCCCCCGCGGCCUGCGCCACCCGGGGCUCCCCUCGGACGGAGGCGCCCGCCGAUGAUGGCUCCGGCGGGGGACUCCGACGCCAGAGCCCUCGGUCACCUGGAGAGAAAGCCGCACGGAGAGAUGCAGUGGGCGGGGCUCCAACAUUUCAAUGGCGCGGACUUCUACUGGGACACUCCCGAAAUCAUGUUGUAGCUCUCGUUUUUCGUUAAUAGAGUCUUCUGCAUCCCACCCAGCGAAGAUAAACAAAAAGGCCUUGUGGUAGACUCUGGUACAUACAAGAAAAGGGUUUACUCAAAGUUGGUUUGAUUUUGUCUGUAUAAAACCUGCUGUUGUAAGCAGAUAAUGGGCCAAAAGAACAAAAAAAAAAACAAAAAAAACAAAAGACGAGGGGUUAAAGUUGGGGAUAAAUCCACUGAGGGAAGAAUUAACCAGCAACAGAACAAAUGAAAAUGAGAAAAAUCAAAGGCUGGUUUCACGGACACGGAUUCAGCUUAGCCCUAAACGAAAUUGAGUUUUGUAUGGAGAAUCUCCAUCCAAAACAGAAUUUAGUCUAGGACUAGGCUUAAUCUGUGUCUGUGAAACUGGCCCCAAGAGUUUAAAAAUGGUACCUUUUCUUUUUUUGUGAAUUUUCUCUAGGUACACUAUAAAGACAGUAAUUUUUCCAAGAAUUCACUUUAACGUUUGCAACUGACAUUUUUUUUAACAGAGGCGCCACAGUUUUUUAUGGCUGAAAACAGAACAUGUCUGUCUGCACUGGGAAAUUCCAAGUGCCAGCAAUGUGUACUAAAUGGCAUCUAAAAUCAGUUAAAUCAGCUCAUAUUGACACUGGUUAUACUUACUUCUGCUGAAAAAAGAAAAAAAAUGGCAGUGUUCCUCAUGAAAACAUUAUUCUUUUUAAGUGACAAAAAAAACCGUAUCAAUUUUAGUAUUUAUCAAAUAAUGUUUUCAAUGCAAGGGAUACAAGAGAUACUGCCACCAAGUGUACAUAAAAUCUGAAGUGUGUAUCUGUAUUUAAUGAUGAAAGCUGUGGGUUUAUUACUUACCUUUUUAUUGUCCUUUGGUAUGGUACAUUCAGUUUACCACCUCCUAGCUUCUUGGAUCUGUCUCCCUCCCUCUCAUUCAUAUCAUGGUGAUAAAACAAUGGCUCCAUUUCAUUCCAGUGAAUGUUUAUCACUGUAUUUGACUUUAUUGAAUUCUGCUUUUUCUCAGCAGACAUUUGAGUAAUCAGUCUUGGUACCUUCUGUUCCUUUACAUAAUAAACAAAAAAAAAA